AUGCCCCCCAAAAAGAAGGUCGACAAGAAAGACGACGGUAAGGAGGCGGAAUCCGGCCCGGACCCCGCGCGCGAGCAGGAGAAGGAGAUCGUCACGUCCGAGCUCGAGAUACAGGGGCUCACCGCGAAGCUGGCGCGAUGGCAGUCGCGAGGCAAGGUCCUCGCCGAGGAGAAUCUCGCGCUGGUGGCACAGCUGGAGGAGGCGCGGCGCGUGAUGGACGAGACGAACAAUCCGCUGUCGCGCCAGCUCAGGUCGACGCACGCGGGGACGCUGGCGAAGGAGUCCGAGCUCCUCCGCGCGGGGGAGGAGCUCGAGCGGAUUCUGUCGGAGGGAGCCGAGCUCGAGAGGCGCGAAGCCGACGACGCGCGCACGAGACGCGCGGCGCUCGAGGACGAACUCACCGCGCGCGAGGCGACGGUGAGGGAGGUGGACGAGUUCGCGUCCACGCGCGAUAAGCUCGACCUCGAGCUCCGCGAGAAGAAGCUGCUCCUGAAGGCGUCGCGCGAGGAUCACCGCCGAAGGGUCGACGACGUCAACACCGAGUUUAAGAUCGAGACGGCGGAGAUGAAGCGCGAGCACACCCGGAAGAUCAAGGAGGCGAAGGCGCACAUGCGUGCGCUGAUCGACGAACAGCUCGCGGGCACCACGAAGCAAACCGCCGCGGAGAACGAGAGGAUGGAGGGGGAGAUUGCCUACCAGGUGCGAACCACGCUCGACGUCAUCGACCGAAACGAGACGAUCAUCGCCGAGCACGCGGAGAUGGCCGCGGAGAUGGACGAGCUGCGGUUGAGGGAGCGGGAGCUCGCCGAGUCCAACGCGGUACACUCCAGGGUCAUACGCACGUUCGUGAAAGCGCUGAUGGAACGCGGUGAGGUGGACCGCAUCGACAAGGUUGCCAAACAUCUGGGCGACGCGGUGGCGACGGACACCCUCCCGCAGUACUGCCUGGAGCGGACCCACACGGGGGCCUUGGUGGAGAGGACGAGGAGAAAACCGAGGCGGCGCGCGGGGAAGGGCGAGGCCGAGGUUGCCAUCGCGCGACGCGUCGCGGAGGCUAGGUUCGAGCGCGAGCGGGUCGGGGCGGCGUUGAUCGCCGCCGCCGCCGCCGAGAAGGAGCUCGAGACGGUCGUCGAGGAGGCGGCGCGCCACGCGAGGAAGGAGUGCGAGAGGUUCCUCGCGGCGUGCGUCGAGGACGCGGCGGGAUCGGGCGGCGAAGAGGCGGAGGCUAAGGACGUCCUUAUCGAGGACGAGGACGAGGAUGACGGGGACGCGGAGGGACGACGGCGAAGGAGGGCGACGGCGCGGCGCGUCCUCGCGGCGGCGCUGGAGAAACCGGAGGCGCCGCUGGCGGAUGCGACUCGCGGGAUGUUCGAGCAGGCGAAACCGCCGCCGGUCGUGCCACCCACCGACCUCGGGUCGACGCGUGGGUUCGGGUCCCGCGGUCCCGAGGCGGUGAGUCACCGGUCGGGGUCCCUCGCGUCGGAGCGGAGGGUGGCUCGGUCAAACGCGGACCUGUUCGAGCGGAGCGGGUUCAGGCAGCGGUACACAUUCACCACCACGCGGCGAAGAUGA
Micromonas commoda is the source of this 1572-nucleotide messenger RNA. RefSeq lists its product with no specific name. The coding region runs from base 1 to 1572 and encodes 523 amino acids. Gene Ontology annotation, molecular function: microtubule binding. The record is from RefSeq and is a predicted model, not a curated record. Lineage: Eukaryota; Viridiplantae; Chlorophyta; Mamiellophyceae; Mamiellales; Mamiellaceae. Gene Ontology annotation, cellular component: cilium; ciliary basal body. The transcript has a single exon.